This is a messenger RNA of Acanthopagrus latus (yellowfin seabream), 2132 nucleotides long. RefSeq lists its product as uncharacterized. Gene Ontology annotation, biological process: biological process involved in interspecies interaction between organisms. The record is from RefSeq and is a predicted model, not a curated record. Gene Ontology annotation, molecular function: fucose binding; D-mannose binding. Bases 91 to 2049 code for a protein of 652 amino acids. The transcript has 13 exons. NCBI's taxonomy places the organism in Eukaryota, Metazoa, Chordata, Actinopteri, Spariformes, Sparidae. Gene Ontology annotation, cellular component: external side of plasma membrane.
AGAGCAGCCGCCUCACACAGAUUAAAGUGGCCAGUUGGGAGGGAUUUCUGAUUUUUUCUAAAAGCCUGAUGAACAGAGGGACAUCCAGAAAUGAUUCCAAAUGAUUUCAACACAGAUGGAAACUCUUUACACCAUAACACAGGAAACAAAGGAUCUGUGCGCACAAUCAGAGUCGGGUCCAGAAGUCUCCCGCUGUAUCCACUGGUUAUCGUGUGUUUAGGACUGCUAAACACUAUUCUGCUGUUAACUGCUAUUGUUAUUGGGAUUUACUGUGGUCAAGCCAGUGAGGUAUCCAGUCCCGACCAAAUAACAGUACAGGCGCUCAUUGUAGAGGUGAAGCAGCUUCAGGUAAUGCAGACUGAUGCCAUCAAAGCUUGGCAGGAGGCCCAACAAGCACUUAAGGAAGAGCUUGUGAGGCAUCAGCAGCUGAAACUGCAGUUAGAGCAGAACAAGACCCUCAGCGACAGCCUUCAGAAGCAGCUCGAGACACUACACGUUGAGAGGGCAACACUGCAGUCCGAUACAUCUGAUACAGAGGAAAGUUGUGGAAGAUGUCCGCCUGGGUGGUUUUUAGCCAACACAACGUGCUACUUCCACUCUAAAUCUACAUCCGAUCCUUUGAAGAACUGGCAUGACAGCAGGGCGGACUGUAUCAGGCGUGGGGCCAACCUGACCGUGAUAGAUAGCUGGGAGGAGCAGCUCAAUCUAUUCGAGACCCUACCAAGGCUGGAUCCAAGCAUUCGGCCAUGGUGGAGCAAGUCAGGUGGAGUGUGGUUUGGCCUUACAGAUAUCCACUCAGAGGGCAACUGGGUGUGGUUAAACAAUGUGACGCUGCAGGGUGAAGGGUACUGGAUACCGGGGGAGCCCAACGACUAUGGACAGAGAGAGGACUGUGCAGCACUUAUGAUCAUGAGAAACCCUCGGGCAGCAUGGUUUGAUGCAGACUGCAAGGGGGACAAGGAAUGGUUAUGUGAAAUGGAACCCAGCUAUGCCAACAUGAUGAUGCUUCCCUACAGGGUGCCAAGGAAGAGUUUUUGUGAGGUUUACCACUGCACUAAUAAACAUAGGCCUAUAAUUCCAAGUAAUGGGUUGGUUUGGGGAAGAAACCCAAUAAAACUUUCACUUUCAUGCUCAAUACAAAAAGCGGUAGUCUGUAUCCACGGCACUGCAGUCAUGGACAGUUCACAGAGAAGGAUGUUCUUCUUUUGCUCCGAAAUAUUUGGGCGAGGCGGAUCCACUUUCUGUAAAGAUCGUCAAGUUUUACUCUGUCUUGGACUGCUGAAUGUUGUUUUGCUGAUUGUGGCUGUUAUUAUUGGGAUUAACUGUGCCAAAGUCAGAGAGGGUUCCCUCCAUGUUUCACACUCAGCUGUAGCACCGAUCAUCGAUGAGCUGAACUUUCUCCGCAGCAACCACAGUGAUGUGAUCGAAGCCGAAGAGGAAGCCAAGAUCGCCUUAGAGAGGGCAGCUAAAAACCAUGCACAACUGAAGGAGAAAAUCGAGAAGCAGAGGACCAUCAAUGACAAUUAUCAGAAGCAGGUUGAGGAACUGCAAGAAGAGCUGAUAAAUCUCCACUCCAAUAUGUCGGCUUUGGAGGAGAACUGUGGCAGAUGCCUCUCUGGAUGGGUUCUUUACAACUCGUCCUGCUAUUUUUUCUCUUACACUGAGUCCUCUACUGUUACAAAAAACUGGCCAGAUAGCAGAGUUGACUGCAUCAGACGUGGAGCUGACUUGAUUGUGAUCGACAGCAUGGAGGAGCAGAGAUUUGUGAGUGGCAGCAUUGGAAAUAUGAGAGGGACCCAGGACAUCCUAGGGAACUCAUUCUGGAUUGGUCUCAGUGACACAGAGACAGAGGGGACAUGGGUCUGGAUUAAUAAUGUCACCGAAGUGGAACGAAGGUACUGGAUGGACGGAGAACCAAACAAUGCACACCGCCAUGGAGAAGACUGUGCGACAGCGGUUUAUAGCCCCAGCAAUCCAUGGAAGACCCGUAACGAUAUCAACUGUAAGUUGUACCAGAGACACUGGAUAUGUGAGAUGACAUCAAGCUAGAAUCAGAAAGUGCCUCUGAAGCAGAAAACAGAAGAAUAUGUUUGUUAUUCCCUGAAAGAAGAAUAAAACACAUUUAAGACCGA